Messenger RNA from Triplophysa dalaica, 6112 nucleotides. RefSeq names its product myosin 1D (gene myo1d). Gene Ontology annotation, cellular component: plasma membrane; microvillus; vesicle. The record is from RefSeq and is a predicted model, not a curated record. The transcript is spliced from 22 exons. The coding region runs from base 513 to 3527 and encodes 1004 amino acids. Lineage: Eukaryota; Metazoa; Chordata; Actinopteri; Cypriniformes; Nemacheilidae. Gene Ontology annotation, biological process: vesicle transport along actin filament; actin filament organization. Gene Ontology annotation, molecular function: ATP binding; actin filament binding; microfilament motor activity.
ACUUUCCCCCUCACAUUUCUUAUGAUUAUGAGUUCACCAGACGUAUUUAACUUUAAAAUAGUCAUUCAUAAAUGCAGGAGUCAUAGGUGAGGCGCUCGCGUCGAACUCUCCCUGAAAUAGGAGGGGCAUCCUCGAUCGCGAGACCGAUACCAAUCGUCGUUUCCGAAGCCUCCGAAUGAUAGCGACCCGAGAAGUUCGCGGAAUAGGUAUGAGAGGCUCGAUGUAGCGGAUUAUCACUUCGUGAACGUCGGGAGGCUAUCGAAGUUGAGUGAAGUUUUCGAGCGAACUGCUUUGAGGAUUUUAACAGCAGAUCAUACGGACACAACUUUAUGCGUUUUUAUAUUUCCCUUUAAUAGCCUGCUGACAUGAAUGCGAGCCGACAUAACGCGGUUUAGGCAAAUGUAAACAAAUUCAUUGCGAUGCGAUAACACUCCAGUUUGGCACCGUCGAAUUGAUUUGUGUAUUCUUGGGACGAAUUUUAAAUUAGUUGUAUUUUAUUUGAACGCGUUAGUAUGGCAGAACACGAAAGUUUGGAGUUCGGGAAGGCGGACUUUGUUCUUCUGGACAACGUGUCUUUGGAGGAGUUUAUGGCCAACCUGAAACUCAGGUUUGAAAAGGGUCGCAUCUACACUUACAUCGGAGAGGUGGUGGUCUCAGUUAACCCUUACCGGGCCAUGAACAUUUAUGGUCGGGACACCAUCGAGCAGUACAAAGGCCGGGAGUUGUACGAGCGCCCACCCCAUCUCUUCGCCAUCGCCGAUGCUGCAUAUAAAGCCAUGAAGCGGAGGAACAAAGACACCUGCAUUGUUAUCUCAGGGGAGAGCGGAGCUGGAAAAACAGAGGCUAGUAAAUACAUUAUGCAAUACAUUGCUGCUAUCACCAAUCCCAACCAAAGAGCAGAGGUGGAGAGGGUGAAAAACACGCUGCUGAAAUCCAACUGCGUCCUGGAGGCUUUCGGGAACGCCAAGACCAAUCGUAAUGAUAACUCCAGCCGUUUCGGCAAGUACAUGGAUAUCAACUUUGAUUUUAAAGGAGACCCCAUUGGCGGCCAUAUCAACAACUAUUUGCUUGAGAAGUCUCGUGUAAUCUUCCAGCAAGAAGGAGAGAGAAGUUUUCACUCUUUCUACCAGAUGGUAAAAGGAGCUCCGGACGGUCAGCUGCGAUCACUGCACAUUCAGAGAGAUCCCACCGUGUACAGCUACAUUAAAGUCGGAGGCCAAAUAAAGUCGUCUAUAAAUGACAGUGCUGAUUUUAAAGCUGUCAAUGAUGCCAUGAGGGUGAUAGGCUUCACCGCAGAGGAGAUUCAGACGGUUUACAAGAUCCUGGCUACCAUCUUGCAUCUGGGGAAUCUGAAAUUUGGAAGUGAUGGAGACGUGAUCCUCAUUGAGAACUCUAAGGUAGUGUCGGUUCUAGGAGAUUUGCUGUCCACUAAAGAUGAAAAUGUUGAGAAGGCCCUGCUCUACCGUACGGUUGCCACCGGCCGUGAUGUCAUUGACAAACAGCACACUGACAAAGAGGCCAGUUAUGGCCGAGAUGCCCUGGCCAAGGCCAUUUAUGAGCGACUUUUCUGUUGGAUUGUGGGGCGAAUCAAUGACAUCAUAGAGGUGAGAAACUAUGAUGCCAGGGUUCAUGGGAAAAACACAGUCAUUGGAGUCCUGGACAUCUACGGCUUUGAAAUCUUCCAGAACAACAGCUUUGAGCAAUUCUGUAUAAACUACUGCAAUGAGAAACUGCAGCAACUCUUCAUUCAGCUGGUGUUGAAACAAGAGCAGGAGGAAUAUCAGAGAGAGGGAAUACCUUGGAAACAUAUCGACUACUUUAACAAUCAGAUCAUCGUGGAUCUGGUGGAACAACAGCAUAAGGGCAUUUUUGCUGUCCUGGAUGAGGCGUGUAUGAACGUGGGGAAAGUAACUGAUGAGAUGUUCCUGCAAGCGCUCGAUGGCAAGCUGGCGAAGCAUGCGCACUACACUAGCCGCAAGCUUUCCCCUACGGACAAAAAUCUGGAGUUUGACAGAGAUUUCCGGAUCCGUCAUUAUGCAGGCGAUGUGACUUAUUCCGUCGUGGGCUUCAUUGACAAAAACAAAGACACCUUGUUUCAGGAUUUCAAGCGGCUGCUUUACAACAGCUCGAACCCUGUGCUGAAAGCCAUGUGGCCAGAGGGCAAACUGAGCAUCACCGAGGUCACCAAGCGACCCCUGACUGCUGCCACGCUCUUCAAAAACUCCAUGAUCUCUCUGGUGGAGAAGCUAGCCAGCAAGGAGCCGUACUACGUGCGAUGCAUAAAACCGAAUGAAGUUAAAUCCCCACUCCUCUUUGAACCCGAGCGCUGCAAACACCAAGUUGAGUACUUGGGCCUUUUGGAAAACGUCAGGGUGCGGCGAGCAGGCUUUGCUAACCGACAGACUUAUCCACGGUUUCUUCAGAGAUAUAAAAUGAUCUCCGAGUUUACCUGGCCCAACCAUGACCUGCCGUCAGAUAAGGAAGCAGUGAAACGUUUGCUUCAGGGUUGUGGGUUCGAUCAUGACGUGGCCUACGGAAAGACCAAAGUAUUCAUCCGCACCCCCCGAACCAUCUUCAGCCUGGAGGAGCAGAGGAUAGAGAUGGUGAAGAGGAUCGUGCUCUUUCUGCAAAAGGUAUGGCGUGGGACGCUGGCCAGAAUGCGUUACCGCCGCAUGCGCGCCGCCCUCAUCAUAAUCCGGGUUUACAGGCGUUACAAGGUUAAAUCGUACAUCCGCGAGGUCAACCGACGCUUCAAAAACGUCCGUGACAUGAAGGACCACGGCAAGCACGUAAAGUGGCCCACACCGCCUAAAGUUCUGCGCAAAUUUGAAGAGGCACUUAGGAACAUCUAUAACAGAUGGUGGGCCUGGACGCGUAUUAAAGCUCUGUCUCCAGAGGAGAUGCUUCAAGUGAGGGCCAAAGUUGCCACUUUAGAGUGUUUAAAGGGGCAGAGGGCCGAUCUUGGACUGCAGAGGACCUGGGAAGGCAACUACCUGAAACGGGACAGUCCUGGGACAGCGUCUUCCUUUACUCUGGUGUCCAGCGACCUGCAGAGGAAAGAUAAGUUCAUGAGAGUCCUCUUCUCCAGCAAUGUCCGCAAAAUCAAUCGUUUCAAUAAAGCAGAGGACCGUGCUUUGCUAAUCACUGAUCGUCACCUCUACAAAAUGGACCCAGUUAAGCAGUACAAGACCAUGAAGAGCAUCCCACUCUAUAACGUGACCGGAGUGAGCAUUUCCCCCGGGAAGGACCAGCUGGUUGUCUUCCACACCAAAGACAACCGGGAUCUAAUCGUGUGCCUGCAGGGCAUGGUGCCAGCGGGGGACAGCCGCAUCGGAGAGCUGGUUGGGACCCUCUUCAGCCAUUUCAAAAGCGAGAAGAGGAAGCUCCAGGUGAACACUGUCAGCCCCAUUCAUUGCAGUAUGAAUGGAAGAAAGUGCACUGUCGUCGUGGAAACCAAGAUCAACCAAGCGCAGCCAGACUUUACCAAGGGCCGAUCAGGAUACAUUCUCUCAGUGCCAGGCAACUAGGGGAUGGGGGUACAAACAGUACCUGUUGACGGGACAUUAACAGCAGGGUAUCACCUGCUUUACACAUGUCAAAACUUGUGACCCAGAUAUAAUGCCAUACUUCAUUUACCUGAUGAAGGGCCAGAAGGAUUUUUUUUAAAUAUGGAAAAGUUUGUCCUUAAAUUCCAAACAUCAGCUCUGAUUAUGUACUAGAUAAAACAAGAUUGACCCUUAAAGAAGAUUAACCAGACCUGGAUCCAUUUAUUUAUUAAACAUUGCAAGGAUACGCAGAGCUUUAAAAAUAUCAAACCCGUGUUUUGACAUUGUAGCGUUUUGUUCUUAAAGGGGAAUAUCUUGGUUUUUGAUCAGUUUGUGUGGGAUAGAGAAUUGUCAUGCGUAUGGCCCAAUGUGUUGGACAGAUCAGCGGCGAGCUUGAGGUCACUGCUGUAAUUUGUUGAUACGAGAGGGAUAUGUUGAUCAUAUCCUCAAACACUUAAACGCUCUUGUAAUUUAAGGUGUUUUUUCUGCAUAUAUAUGGUCAUUUAUAGCUAAGGCGAAUACGUAAAUAGUAAUUCAAUAUGGAAGUAACGCUUAUGUAAUGUACUGUAUACACUAUAUAUAACACUCUAAAAAAGGGUUAUUUCAACCCAUCAUUGGGUCAAAAAUGGGCACUGUUGUGUAAAUUUACCCAGAAUAUGGUUAUAUUUGAUCCAAAAAUGGAUUUGUGUUGAAACAACCCAGCAAAGGUUCAUUUAUAACCUAACGGUUGGGUUUGUCCAUUUUUGACCCAACAUUGAGUUGAAAUAACCUGAAUGUUUUUAGAGUGAAAUCGUAGGAGGUAGGAGAGAACUGUCAUGUAUUCAGAUAUUUCUUUAUGUUGGACAGGCAAGAACAAAGAGCAAGAAGUGUUUGCAUCAGGCGGUUUCAUUUUCUUUUUUUUAAAGAACAUUUUCUCCAUUUUUUAAGAACAGGCCAGUCGGCAAUAGAAACGACCCUUUCAAAGGACACACCAGGAGGAAUGGUUCUCCGUAAGUCCUCCAAUCACUUUGCCCAUUUUUAGGCACAUAGGGGAAUAAAAUAAGCAUUUAGCAGCCUGGUUAUAUUGCAAUGAUGAGACACUUUCUUGUUUACAAAGACUGAAUUUAAAGUAACACGAAGUCAGCAGCCGAUCUUAUAUUAGCCAAAAACGACAAGAAAUAAUGUGUUUCACCUAGAUACACUAGACAAGGAAAAUGACGUCAAAAUACACAUCAAAGAAGUAAAGAUGAUUGAUUCAAACAGCGUAAAGAUUAGUUUAAACCACGAAAAGUUGCCAAACUAAAAGUCUUCAUUUUUAUAUAUUUUCAUCGUCGUUUAUUCAUGUCUGUGGCCGAUAGUUACGUCAAAUCAUAUCUUUUUUUAAAUCGGUUCGGAAGGUUCGUUCAUCACAGCCAAAACAUCACUAAGCUCCCAUCCGUAGUAUCUAUCCACAUUGUCAUAUGAUUAAAAUGGUAGAUAAUGGAUUAGAACCACAGCCCUUCACCCGUGAUCCUACCCGUUCAAACCAUCACUUGUGGCUUUAUGAAAAGCUCAUACGGGUUUAUUUUAUUAUCAAGUAGUUUUUUCUGCAUAGACGUGUGUAUAAACCGGUCCUACAAAGUAAUAAAAUGCCGCCGCACAGGAAGUGUUGCUGCAAAAUUACACACACCCACUCCAGGCAUUCUGGCUUGCUCAUCCUCUCUGUCCCUCAAUUCUAUCUCUUGACUAUUGGCCUGGAUCGCUUAAGUGUGUCAGUGAAAGCAGAAGCCCAAAGUGCUGCUGGGAAGAUAAAGUCAGACACUCUUCCCCAUCUCUCACACUAGGCCUGGCCCACAGGCAACAGACAGUCAACUGGCAGAUUCUUUACCGGUCUGGAGGUCUUAAAACUGCCAGGAAGAUGAAGGUCAAAGAAUAAAAAUAAACUAGACUUUUUUACAGUAAUAGUCUGUUUUCCUCAAAUCCAGUGCUGGUAGAUGCAUACAAAAUGUGUGAUGUGUGAAUACAAGACCUUGAUAAGUAGGACUUAUAUAAUUUUUGGGCGUUAGUUUAUAGUUUUUUUAUCGUUGUUCUGUGGAUAGAGUCAGUCUGGUUCUGUCAGUGAUAGUCUUUCACCUUGCCGUGAACCACACAAAUGCAAUUUAAGUGCCGAAUAAUUUCAUUCCCAGGUAAUAUGUUGCUUAAAUUGUUGUGUAAUUGUACAUGUUCCUCUUGGUUAAUAUUGGCAACCUGGAGAUGAAGUUGAUCAAUCUAUGUGCCUAUUUUUAUACCUCUCCUAUUUAAGUAAUAUAUUCAUUUAAAACAAAACGCUAAGACCUUUUCUUAGACCGAAUCAAAAAGAAAGACCUACUUUUUUCCUACUAAAAGUCUUACUUUUUUUUAAUUUGUAUUAUUAAUGCAAAAUCUGUAAUUAACGCAUUUGUUCAUUAAUUUGCAGAAAAAAAGACAAGUAUGCAUUUUGAAAACCAAACCAAGUGAUGUACUGCUUUGAAACAUUAUUGCUUUGAAACAUAUUGAAAUAUUAUUGAUUUUUGUUCAUCAAAUAAACGCUGUAGCAAAUAUCUGCUCCUGAAAAUAAACAUGCCAUUGAA